This is a messenger RNA of Pteronotus mesoamericanus, 1445 nucleotides long. RefSeq names its product peroxiredoxin like 2A (gene PRXL2A). The transcript is spliced from 6 exons. Gene Ontology annotation, molecular function: antioxidant activity. The record is from RefSeq and is a predicted model, not a curated record. Bases 197 to 886 code for a protein of 229 amino acids. Lineage: Eukaryota; Metazoa; Chordata; Mammalia; Chiroptera; Mormoopidae.
CCAGCGCAGGCGCGAACCUGCGCAGGCGCUGGGACCACCCCUGUACCCAUGGGGCUGGAGGGAAUUUGGUGCUUCAGUCCCCAGCGGCGGGCUCGAGAGAAAGCAGGCGGGAGGGAAGCACAAGCGGGAAGUGUUGCACGCAGGGCUCAGCGAGGCACGUGACCUCCGCAUAGGUGGGCUCCGCCUCCGCGCAGAAAUGUCUUUCCUCCAGGAUCCAAGUUUCUUCACCAUGGGGAUGUGGUCGAUUGGUGCGGGGGCCGUGGGGGCUGCUGCCCUGGCACUGUUGCUGGCCAACACGGACAUAUUUCUGUCUAAGCCACAGCAAGCAACUCUGGACUACCUGGAAGAAAUAGACCUGAAAACACUGGAGAAGGAGCCAAGGACUUUCAAAGCAAAGGAGCUCUGGGAAAAGAAUGGAGCUGUGAUUAUGGCUGUGCGAAGGCCAGGCUGUUUUCUCUGUCGAGAGGAGGCUGCAGAGCUGUCCUCCCUGAAGCCCAAGUUGGAUGAGCUGGGUGUCCCUCUCUAUGCAGUGGUGAAGGAGCAGAUCAAGACUGAAGUGAAGGACUUCCAGCCUUAUUUCAAAGGAGAAAUCUUCCUGGAUGAAAAGAAGAUGUUCUACGGCCCCCAAAGGCGGAAGAUGAUGUUCAUGGGAUUUGUCCGGCUCGGUGUCUGGAACAACUUCUUCCGGGCCCGGAAUGGGGGCUUCUCUGGAAACCUGGAAGGCGAAGGAUUCAUCCUCGGGGGAGUUUUUGUAGUGGGAUCAGGGAAGCAGGGCAUUCUUCUUGAGCACCGGGAAAAAGAAUUUGGAGAUAAAGUAAACCCAUUUUCUGUUCUGGAAGCUGCUAAGAAGAUCAAACCACAAACUUCAGCCUCAGAGAACAAAUGAUUGUCUGAAACUGCCCAGCUCAGGGAUACCUAGGGACACUAACCUAUGUUCAUAAGAUGUUUGAACUCAUGUCUCUAACGGGUUAGAAACCCACUUAUGCCACAUUUUCAGUAUAGAUCAUUAAUGUAUUUUAAUACUGUACUAUGUUUAGGCUCAAUAAGAUAAAGAUGCCCCCAAAUAAGACUGAUAAAAAUCUAAGAAAGGAGCGAGGGAUAUUACUGCUAAACCUGGAAAAUAUGAGGCUUAAAGUUGACUGGUGUACCUCACUAGAAAUGUAUAUGAUGUUUGAGGUGCUGUUAUUUGAAAUAAGGUUUAUUUUCCUGCCUUUAAAAAUCUAAGAAAAGUUGACUAGAAAAUUAAGGAUAUAAGGUUUUUCGCCUGUGUAUUUUCUAUUCAUUACUAUAUAAUGUUAAAGUAAUAUUUACAUAAAGUAAUUGAUGUGCUUUGAUGUGCUCUGGAUGGCUUGAUAAAAUUAUAUCUUUUUUUUUCAUUCUAACACUAGAGGUUUGUUUUUCGGGAAGAAGUUAUUUCUGGCUCUAAUAAAAUUAUGUAUCAGAAA